This is a messenger RNA of Varanus komodoensis (Komodo dragon), 957 nucleotides long. Its product is annotated as olfactory receptor 14C36-like. Gene Ontology annotation, cellular component: membrane. Gene Ontology annotation, molecular function: olfactory receptor activity; G protein-coupled receptor activity. The transcript has a single exon. The record is from RefSeq and is a predicted model, not a curated record. Gene Ontology annotation, biological process: G protein-coupled receptor signaling pathway. The coding region runs from base 1 to 957 and encodes 318 amino acids. NCBI's taxonomy places the organism in Eukaryota, Metazoa, Chordata, Lepidosauria, Squamata, Varanidae.
AUGAUAAAUGAAACUGCUGUGACUGAUUUUUUUCUCUGGGGAUUUUCCAGAAUUCAGGAACUAAGGAUUUUACUCAUUGUGAUGUUUUUCUCGAUUUACUUGGCAGCCCUGACUGGGAAUGUUCUCCUGAUCUUAAUCGUAGCUCAAAAUCCCCAUCUUCAUAACCCCAUGUAUUUCUUCCUGGUUAACUUAUCUUUCAUAGAUGCCUGCUACAUUUCAACCACUGUCCCUAAAUCCAUGGUGAAUUCCUUAUCAAACAGCCACUUGAUUUCUUUCUCUGGAUGCAUCUUCCAGGUUUUCUUGGUUGUUGUGCUAGCAGGUGCAGAGCUGUCCUUCCUCACAGUCAUGGCUUAUGACCGCUAUGUUGCAAUCUGCCAGCCACUACAGUACAGGACAAUCAUGAACUGGAAAGUCUGCUUUUUGAUAACAGUUGCUGCCUGGGUCAGCAAUAUAACGAAUGCAGUUAUACAGUCCACCAUCACUCUGAAUUUAGAUUUCUGCCAGUCCAAUAUAAUUGAGCAAUUCUUCUGUGAUGUCCCUCAGUUAUUAAGCAUAUCUUGUACAGACACAAGGGUAUAUGAAAGUCUAAAUUUUGUCACUGGACUUGGUGUGGGAUCAUUCUGCUUUUUAUUCAUGCUAAUUUCAUAUGGAUACAUCCUCUCUGCUGUUUUCAAGAUACACUCCAUUCAGGGAAGACACAAGGCUUUCUCAACCUGCACCCCACACCUAACUUUGUUCUGUGUGUUCACUUUCACUACUAUGUUUUCUUACAUGAGACCGAAGGCCUUAUCCUCUCUGCCAGUGGACUUGCUGGCCGCCAUUCUGUAUACAGUUUUACCACCGCUGAUGAAUCCUAUUAUUUAUGGCCUGAGAAACAGAGAGAUCAAAAAGGGUCUGUGGAAUAUGUCAAUAAGAAGGUUUGGAUCUCAUGCGGUAACUUCACAGGCCUUUAUUUAG